Messenger RNA from Xiphias gladius (swordfish), 1500 nucleotides. RefSeq names its product cobalamin trafficking protein CblD-like. NCBI's taxonomy places the organism in Eukaryota, Metazoa, Chordata, Actinopteri, Istiophoriformes, Xiphiidae. Bases 375 to 884 code for a protein of 169 amino acids. The transcript has 4 exons. The record is from RefSeq and is a predicted model, not a curated record. Gene Ontology annotation, biological process: cobalamin metabolic process. Gene Ontology annotation, cellular component: mitochondrion.
AAAAUCUGGCAAAUGUCAUACUGAGAUUUAUGAUGUUGUUUUUAAUAGUCAAAUUUUGCAUCAGUAGAAAUGUUUAACUUACAUUUUAGCCAAUCAGCGGUAUUACAUUUGGAUAUAUUGUCGAAUUGACAGUUCUCAAUUGCAACACAUGCUACUAAUGACUAUUAACAACAUUCUAAUAAACAGAUUUGCAGGCGGCAUGUGUCAGAAUUUUGGUCUCGGGCAUAAUUUCAUAAGAGGCUUCUAUUAUAAUUGAGAAUACAUGAUUUUCAGAGCUUGAAGCUGCUUUGUCAGUGUGGACUGUUGAUACUGGAAAUAUGUAGGAAAAUGUUUUUGUGUGUGUGUUUUAUCAGGGAAAACUGGGUCUUACAUCCAUGAGAGUCCACAAAGCUGAGCAGUACUUUAAUCAGACAGACACAGACUGCUCCAUAAAUUCCUGCCCUGAACUGUUAAGGAAAGAUCUGGAGCUGUUGUUCCCCUCAGCGCCCACCACUUCCAUCACAGUUGUGACGGUCACACAGAGGAGCAGUCGGCGUGAGGAGACAGCAGGGCAAGACAGAGCUCAGCUGCUGCACAGAUUUGUGAGUGGUGCAAAGGAGAUGUGUUUUGCUCUUUGGACUGCAGGAUACUGGGCAGACUUCAUUGACCCAACAACAGGAGCUGCUUUCUUUGCAUCUCCAUCAAGUCAAACCACACUGCAGACAGAGGAAGAGCUGAGACAUUUGGGCUUUCACAUCGAGGUGUCGGGCUCCUGCACAGUCAUUCGCCACAUCCUGAGAGGAACGCCUUUGUUUGUGGGGACUGUUUUCACUAACGCGCCUACUCACAGUGCCGCCAUCACCAGACUACAAGGACUUUCAAAUGUACUCGAUGAUGAGGAAUAGGCUUUUUCAUAUUUUAUACAGAACUAAAUUCAAACAAAGGCUUCUUUAUGGUUUGAAGAAGCUUGGACGCUAACGUAUAGUAGUGUUGGUACAUGGUCUGUACCAGUGGAAGGUUGUGCAGAGUUUGUCUUACUGUAACAAACAGCAGCUGGACAAAUGUUAGUAUUACUGAGGACUUGACUGAGACUCUAAUGCAGACCUCAGUGCUGUCUCUGGCUGACAGGUCAAGUUUUAACCCGGCUUAUCCUGCACUACAUCCCGGGAGAAACACACCCAGCGCAGUGGGAAUUUUAUAAUGUGAUAUUUGCCAUUUAGGAAGUCUGUAGGAAACAUUUUAGAGGAUGGCAUCAUCGUGUUUAGGAUAUUAGAAACAUGAAUAUGAAAUGGAAACCUCUCAGAUGUACAGAGGCAGCUGUUGGUAAUUCAUGAAAAGAUCCAGAUUCAAACAUCUUAAGAUUUAAUCAAGUCAAUACUUUUAAUACUUGUAUGUUCUUUUUUUCUCCUUGAUUUGUUGCACAUAAUCUAAAGAAAUAUGAAUACUGUUUGAGUUGAAGCACUACAGUUGUGUCAGAACUGCCGAAUGAAUAAAGUGACUUCUCAUCCCGCUGCAAUGAAA